Lingula anatina is the source of this 6109-nucleotide messenger RNA. Its product is annotated as xanthine dehydrogenase/oxidase. The record is from RefSeq and is a predicted model, not a curated record. Lineage: Eukaryota; Metazoa; Brachiopoda; Lingulata; Lingulida; Lingulidae. Gene Ontology annotation, molecular function: FAD binding; molybdopterin cofactor binding; iron ion binding.
GUGUGUCGUGAGAUAGCCAACAACACUGAUAGGACUGUGCGAGAGUCUGAGACUGCAACAGGACAAGCAGAAAGUUCCCCAGUCGACCCUCUGACCUGGUCAACCAUAAAGAUGGACUGUGAUAGCGAUGAACUGGUGUUCUUUGUUAAUGGCAAGAAGGUAGUGGAAAAGAAUGCAGACCCAGAAACAACCUUGCUCCAUUACUUGAGAACUAAGUUGAGACUGACAGGUACAAAACUGGGAUGUGCAGAGGGGGGCUGUGGAGCUUGCACAGUGAUGGUGUCCAAGUGUGAGCGCCCAUCAGGGAAUAUAAUACACUAUUCUGUGAAUGCUUGUCUGGCCCCAGUAUGUGCCAUGCAUGGCCUGGCUGUCACAACUGUUGAGGGAAUAGGUAGCACCAAGACCCAGCUCCAUCCAGUACAGGAAAGGAUUGCAAAGUCUCAUGGCUCUCAGUGUGGAUUCUGUACUCCAGGAAUUGUCAUGUCCAUGUACACCCUGCUCAGGAAUACAAGACAGCCUUCCAUGGAAACUAUGGAAAAUGCUUUUCAGGGUAACCUCUGUCGAUGCACUGGCUACAGGCCAAUUCUGGAAGGCUUCAAAACUUUCACAAAAGAGUUUUACUGUGGGCAGGGUGAAAACUGCUGUAAAAAUGGACCACUGAAUCCAAGGGAAAAUGACCGGUUGUUUGAACCAAGUGAGUUUGUUCCUUUGGACCAAACCCAAGAACCUAUAUUCCCUCCCGAACUACAACUUUCCAAUAAGCUUGACAAUAAACUGCUUGUAUUCAGAGGGGAAAGAACCACAUGGCUGAGGCCUGUGACCUUAAAUGAACUAUUGGAUUUGAAAGCCAAGCACCCUCAGUCAAGGAUGGUGGUUGGAAACACAGAAGUUGGUAUUGAGGUUAAGUUUAAAAACAUGACUUAUCCAGUGAUAAUUGCUCCAACACAUGUCCCUGAGCUACUUGAGGUCAAACACACAAAUACAGGCAUCACUUUUGGAAGUUCUGUUUCACUGUCAAGAUUGAAUCAAAUCCUGGUCGAAACAGUAAACAAACUGCCAGAACACAAGACUCGAGUAUUUGCUGCCAUUAUUGAAAUGCUCAGGUGGUUUGCAGGUGAUCAGAUCAGGAAUGUUGCAGCCAUUUCAGGUAACAUUAUGACUGCUAGUCCCAUCUCAGACUUGAAUCCUAUAUUUAUGUCUGCUGGUUGUUCAUUAAUUGUCAGCUCAAAAGAAAGGGGUGCCAGAGAACUGCUGUUGGACCACUCUUUCUUCUUAGGAUACAGAAGGACAGUGGUGGAGCCUGAUGAAGUCCUGAUCUCAGUUCAUGUACCAUUCACAAGUGAGAAUGAAUAUUUCUAUGCAUACAAGCAAGCUCAGAGGAGAGAAGAUGACAUUUCUAUCGUGAAUGCUGCCAUGAAAGUGGAGUUUGAACAGGGUGGUAACACUAUUAAACAAAUGGCUCUGAGUUUUGGUGGCAUGGCUCCCACUACUGUUAUGGCUCUCAGGGCAGCACAGCAAGCUGUUGGGAGGAAAUGGGAAGAUGACCUGGUGACAGAUAUGUGUGGUUGGCUGGCAGACGACCUUCCAUUGACCCCUGAUGCUCCAGGAGGUCAGACAGAAUACAGGCGGACAUUAACCACAAGUUUUUUCUUCAAGUUUUAUCUCAGUGUGCAAAUGCGGUUGAGUGAAGCAAAGGUUGGUCUAAGCAAUGUUCCCAGAUCAUACAGAAGUGCCUUGCCCGUCUAUCACCGGGAACCCAUUAAAAGCACUCAGGUGUAUGAAGAGGUUCCUGAAGCCCAAUCAGAGAAGGAUGCUGUGGGGAGACCCCUCCCGCACAAAGCAGGCUCUCAGCAAGCCACUGGAGAGGCUCAGUACUGUGAUGAUAUGCCUUAUGCUGAUGGUGAGCUGUAUCUUGCCUUAGUCACAAGCACAAGACCUCAUGCCAAGAUCCUUAAUAUUGACGCCAGUGAUGCCUUAAAAAUGACAGGUGUAAAAGCCUUCUUUUGUCACAAAGAUGUACCUGGAAAUAAUACGGAGGGCCCAGCUGCAGUUAAAGAUGAGGAGGUUUUUGCAUCAGAAAAGGUGACUUGUGUGGGUCAGGUGAUAGGAGCAGUGGUAGCAGACAACCAGGUCCAUGCUCAGCGAGCUGCCAAGGCUGUCAUUGUGGAAUAUGAAGAUUUGCCAGCAAUUGUCACAAUUGAGGAAGCCAUUGAAGCAGGGUCUUUCCACCCUCCUGCCAGGUCCAUGUCCUGUGGAGAUGUGGACCAAGGUUUUGCCCAGUCUGACCACGUGCUGACUGGUGAGAAACGAGUUGGUGGACAGGAGCACUUUUAUCUAGAGACACAAGUGACCAGAGCCGUUCCUAGGGGGGAGGAUGGAGAAAUGGAAGUUUUCAGUUCUACCCAGGCUCCAUCAAUUGGACAGUUUAUGAUAGCCAGUGCUCUAGGAGUUCCAGCCAACAGGAUUACUGUACGAGUAAAAAGAUUGGGAGGGGGUUUUGGAGGCAAGGAAACACGUUUUCAUGUUCUUAUGGUACCAGUGGCAGUUGCAGCUUUCAAGCUGAAUUGCCCAGUACGCUGCAUGUUGGAUAGAGAUGAAGAUAUGUUGGUAACUGGUGGGAGACACCCUUUUCUUGGCAAAUACAAGGUUGGAUUCAGCAACAGUGGUAAAAUCCUUGCUUUAGAUGCAGCGUUGUACUCCAAUGCAGGCAACAGUGCUGAUCUCUCUUUGGCGGUAAUGGAGAGGGCAAUGUUUCACAUUGACAGCUGUUACAAGUUGCAUAAUGUCAGAGUUGUGGGACACUUGUGUAAAACCAACCUUCCAUCAAACACAGCUUUCCGAGGGUUUGGAGGGCCUCAGGGGCUGAUGAUCAUGGAGACAUUGAUAAAUGACAUUGCUGAUUAUUUGGGGGUUUCGCCUCUGGAGGUGCGUGAGUUGAAUAUGUACAAAGAAAAUGACGUUACGCACUUUGAUCAGAAACUCGUCAACUGCAACAUACGGCGCUGCUGGGAUGAGGUAAUUAAACAAAGUAACUUUCACAGAAGAAGACAAGAAAUUGAUAUUUACAAUAGUGAGAAUCGUUGGAAAAAACGUGGUAUUGCAGUCAUCCCCACAAAGUUUGGCAUAUCUUUUACAGCUACAUUUCUUAAUCAAGGAGGAGCAUUGGUCCAUGUCUACCAGAAUGAUGGCUCUGUUCUUAUCACACAUGGGGGCACAGAAAUGGGUCAAGGCCUGCAUACCAAGAUGAGCCAGGUUGCUAGUAGAGCUCUAAACAUCCCCAUUUCCAAGAUUCAUAUUAGUGAGACCAGCACCAACAUGGUACCGAACGCCUCAGCGUCUGCUGCCAGUGCCUGCUCUGAUUUGUAUGGCAUGGCAAUCUUGAAUGCCUGCCAGAUUAUUAUGGAACGCCUGGAACCGUACAAAAUUGCCAACUCGAAAGGCACUUGGGAAGAAUGGGUGAAGGCUGCCUACUUUGACAGAGUUAGUCUAUCGACAACUGGGUUUUACAAGACUCCAGACAUUCAAGGUUUUGAUUGGGAGAAUAACAAAGGGAUGAUGCCCUUCAAUUACUUUACCUUUGGUGCAGCAUGCUCAGAAGUGGAAAUCGACUGUCUCACAGGAGAUCAUACGGUUUUGAGAACUGAUAUAGUGAUGGAUGUGGGCACUAGUUUGAACCCAGCAAUAGACAUUGGUCAAAUUGAAGGGGCAUUUGCACAGGGAUAUGGCAUGUUCACCAUUGAACAGCUGAAGUUCAGUCCACAGGGAAGUCUGAUCAACCGGGGCCCUGGGGCCUAUAAGUUACCAGGAUUUGGAGAUGUCCCUGUGGAAUUCAAUGUCUCUCUACUUAAAGGGGCUUCCAACCCAAGGGCUGUAUACUCCUCUAAGGCUAUUGGAGAGCCUCCCUUGUUUUUGGCAUCCUCAGUAUUCUUUGCCAUCAAAGAUGCCAUCUCUAGUGCUCGGGCGGAUGCAGGUGUGCCGGGACUGUUUAAACUGGACAGUCCAGCCACGCCAGAAAGAAUCCGAAUGGCUUGUGUGGAUCAAUUCACCAAACAGUUUCCACCUGCUGAAGCUGGGUCUUAUAAACCAUGGUUUGUGCAUGUCUAGAAAACACCGAUGCCAUGUGUGUAUGAGGGAAGUUCAAUUCAUAUUUAGCUUUGAUAAAUACAUAACAAUUAUCAGAACAGAACAUGCGCAGGUAACCAUUUUAAUGAUAAAUAUUUUACAAUCAUCAGAACAGAAUGUGGACAGGUCACCAUAAUUUUAAUUGUCAGAAAUAGGGACAAAAUGGUGAAAUGGGGUAUGUUUGAGAAUCUGAUGAUUCAGCUAUGCACUUCUGUCAAUGAAUAAGUUAGUUGAAAGAGGAUUAUUUGUCCCUUUGAAACAAGAACACUUUGUAAGAAUGGACAUUAAGUUUGCCAUAAUUUAAGGCAUUAGAAUUGAAAACACUGUCAGGAGUGUUUUUAAUAUAAAUGCAUACCAAUAGGUGUUGCUGUUGGUUUUAUUUGAAUUGCAUCUGUCUCAUGUUUACAUCUCUGUAAAGUCCCUGUUAAGUUUAUAUCAUUCAUAAUUUCUAAUAACAGUUAUGCUAUGUCACUUGACUAUAUUAUGUGAAACCAUUUAUCAGAAAUAUAUAUAAACUCAGAACUGUAUGCCUGUAAUUACCCCAGUUAGGUCAUGGCAUACACCUUACUAAAACCAACAUAUUUUACAAGUAAAUGUAUAUAUAUUUAUAUAUACGAAAGGGUGUUGGACAUCAGAUAAGACUUGGCAGCUGUGAAAUCCAUUUGAUCUGUUCAGAUGCGGCAGUAUUAAGGCAAUUACAACGAAAGUUUUGUAUGGUAACUAUACAUUAUACAUUAUAAGAGCACAAAUAUUUAACAUUUUCUUGUAGGUUAACAGGUGGUGGCUACCUUUUAGCAUAAAUUGCCAUGUGUAUGUAUAUGAAUUUAUGUAAUUAUGAAGAAGUUUGGAAAAGUCACUUGCAAAAUGCUAGAAGAUUAAGAUAAAUGCUAGAAGAUUAAGAAGAGAAUAUCUUUGACAGAUUGGCUGGGCUACAGGUAUAAAUUGAAAGGAGUUGCAGCAUUUUCUGCUUUUUUAAAAAAGGGGAAGGAAUUAGAAAGUUUCUUUGGUGAUUAAUGGGUGAUAUGAAAUGGAGUUAAAAAUGUUUACAUAAUUUUCCUCUAGUUUUAUCAAAUAUUUUAAAGUUUUAAUGAUGUUAUUUGCAUUUAACAGCAAGUAGCGAGAAUGUGUGUAUUUAGACUUUUCAUUUAAAGAUGCAUACAAAGCAUGUCAAAUUAUUGUCACUUAAAGCUAAAAAACGUUUACACAAUUUUUCCACUAGUUUUAUCAAAAAGGUGAUAUUUUAAGGUUUUUAAUGAUGUUAUUUGCAUUUAAUAGCAAGUAACCAGAAUUUUUGCAUUUAUACUUUUCAUUUAAAGAUGCAUACAAAGCAAGACAUGUCAAUUUAUUGUCACUUAAUGCAACAGAUGCCACCAAAUAGUUUCAAAUAGUAUAACUUAAGGAAGUACAAUAGGGUUUCAAUUUAUAAUUCCCCUAAAGACGAUUCUUCAACAGAUGUUUUCUGCUUACUGUCUGUGCUAUAUACAACCCUCUUUUUGCUUUCGCCAGCUCUCAUUUGAAUUAUGUGAUUGCAGCAGUAAUAUCUUCUACAUUGUUUAAUCAUUUGGCAGACUUUUACAAACAGAUAACUAAGACCAGUUUAAGACCAGAAAUUUUAAGAUGGUGCAGUUUUAAAGCCUUUUUUGGUGGAGCACUUAAUUUGGUUUAUCCUUUGGUUUGUGGACUUGGACUUGAGAACCUGGUAGUUGUAAUUUAUAUGCAGAACAAGGAAUCUAUGCUCUCUUUGCAUGCAUCUUUAAAGAAAUUUGUCAAUGUCAGAUUGACUUCACCUAAUAUUUCUGCAGUUCCUCUCCUGGUAUUUUAAUAGGAAACUUUUAAAGAAUUUAUUUUUAUCCUUAAUUAAGUGCAAUCACAUGGAAUUCAUUCUUAUAAUACCAGCAGCAUUAAUUUAUACUAAGCUUCUUGUUAUAAAAUACACAACUCUUCUGUUUUGACAUAAGGUAAAAUAAAGAUUUUUCUGUUUGGCCAA